Molecule: messenger RNA, 1424 nt
Organism: Elaeis guineensis (African oil palm)
Lineage: Eukaryota; Viridiplantae; Streptophyta; Magnoliopsida; Arecales; Arecaceae
Product: ASC1-like protein 3
Biological process (GO): ceramide biosynthetic process
Cellular component (GO): endoplasmic reticulum; membrane
Molecular function (GO): sphingosine N-acyltransferase activity
Source: RefSeq, a predicted model, not a curated record
UGUUUGAAUGGCCCCGUGUUUCGCCGAGUUUCCACUCGGCCCUUUUCCAUUCCCACCAUUGGGACCACCCUCCCCUGCAGGCGAUGGAUCGCGUCAAAGGCUCCUUCAGUGCGAGAUUCCGGGAGCUUCCACGCACCGAUCCUCAGCUGCUGUGCCUCUAUAGGGCUCCUUCUCAAUAGAUCUCCGCAUGCUUUCGCGAACAGAAAAAGAACACGUGGCACGCAGUGCGUUGAGGAAAGAACAAUAGGCGGAGGCUUCUCAACGAGCGCUGAGGAAAGUAUAUAUAUAUAUAUAUAUAUAUUAGAUAGAUAUUAGAUUAUUAAUAUCCAUUUGCUAUUCUUAUUGCUAUUGUUAUUCUUUCUCUGUAUAUCUUGUUUCCUCUACUCCGGGGUCUCAUUUGUGUGCGUGUGCGAUGGCGAUGCGGGGGAGAUCAUCUUCGUGAUCCGCCGCCGCCGCCGCCUUCGCCUUUGGAGGGCUGACGCUGACGCUGCUCCGCUGGAUUGAUUCGUUCUCUUUCUCCGCGGGCAUGGGACCGAUCUGGGGCCUCACGAGAGGUGUCCUGGAUCUCUUGAUCGUACUCUAUUUCGCGGUCUGGUUCUUGGGCGCCAGGUUCUUGCUCGACCGCCUCGUCUACAAGCCAUUGGCUAUAAUAUUAUUGAGAGCUUUGCUGAUCAAUGAUGAGGCCAGACAGUCAAGGACUGCAAAGUGUUCUGAGACAAUGUGGAAGCUCACAUAUUAUGUUAGCGUUCAAUUGUGGGUUCUAUCAAUCAUCAAACAGGAGCCUUGGUCAUUGGAUACAAAGCAAUACUUUAAAGGGUGGCCUAAUCAAGAACUGAGGCUUUCAUUGAUGCUUUUGUACAUGUGCCAAUGGUUCCACAUAUAGAGCAUCGGUGCUCUCGUUGCAUGGGAAACCUGCAAAGAUUUCUUUAUAAUGAUGUCUCAUCAUAUAAUAACUUCCAUUUUGAUUGGAUAUUCUUAUAUAAGCAGAUUUUUUCGAAUUGGGACUAUUAUUCUUGCCCUACAUGAUCCAAGCGAUGUAUUUCUGGAAGCAUCCAAAGUGUUCAAAUAUUCAGAGGAGAGGGCAGCUAGCGUGUUAUUUGGACUUUUUGCAGUCUCAUGGUUAUUGUUACGAUUAAUAUACUUCCCCUUUUGGAUAAUUAAGACUUCAAGCUACUAUUCCAUUGAGUCCCCGAUGUCAGUGAACGGUUUUCCCACCACUUUAUACUAUGUUUUCAAUACAAUGCUUCUUACCCUGCUUGUGUUCCCCAUCUACUGGUGGAAACUGAGAUGUGCAAUGAUCAUGAGACAGAUGGGUAAUAGAGGACAAGUAGGGGAGGAUGUUCGAUCAGGUAAAUAAUGUAGUUUGUACACAACGCAUUUUACAAAAUAUUGCUUAUAACCAUAUUUUGUUAAAUCAAUGAAAC